CAAACAGAGCCUUGGAAUUGUAAAUACCGAUUUCUCUCUGGAUCAAAUUGGAAUCGGUCGGGAAAUCAGAUGGGGCUGCCCGGAUCCCGAUUCUGUGUUUGUAAACCCUGGCCUGGCAAGCUUCUCUAGAGCCUUUGGUGCUUGGUUCUAGUUCAGGCAGAGCAGCGAUUAAGCAAAAGCUACUGUAGAGAAUAAUGGAGGGGAACGUUGUGGGGAAGAGCAAACGGAAAAGGGAGAAGCGACGGGGUGCCCAGAAGACUAGUAAAAGCAGCGCCACCACCACCACCGCCACAACCACCACGACCACGACCACGACCACGACCACUACGACUACGCACAAUGAUCUCAUGGAUCUCUCUGUCUCCAAGCAAGUCCAUGCACCACAACCAAAGCGCAGCAAAACCGUCGCACUUGGAAACUCCGUCUCCUCCGCCUCCAACUCCAGUUUUCUGAACAAGAUGCGAGCUAGGUUGUCCGGAGGCCAUUUUAGGAUGUUAAAUGAGAAGUUGUACACUUGCAGCGGAAGCGAGGCCUUCAACUUUUUCAAAGACGACCCGUCACUUUUUGAAAUGUAUCACGCAGGAUAUCAAGAACAGAUGUCACAUUGGCCAGAGCAGCCAGUCAACAUCAUCAUCAAUUGGCUUAACAACCAGAGUCCCUCUUUGAAGAUUGCAGAUUUUGGCUGUGGGGAUGCGCACCUUGCAAAAAAUGUGAAGAAUAAAGUCUUCUCCUUUGAUCUUGUCUCAAAUGAUCCUUCAGUAAUUGCUUGUGACAUGUCAAAUAUUCCCCUUGAUUCGUCGUCAAUGGAUGUUGCUGUUUUUUGUCUUUCACUCAUGGGAACCAACUUCCCAAAUUACAUACAGGAAGCACAGAGAGUUCUUAAGCCAUGUGGCUGGCUUUUGAUAGCAGAAGUAAAAAGUAGGCUUGAUCCAAACACUGGAGGAGCAGACCCAAAUAUUUUUUCAAAGGCAAUCUGUGAACUUGGAUUUAAACUAAUUUCUAAGGAUUUCUCAAAUAAGAUGUUUGUUUUGUUUUUCUUCAAGAAGAAGGAGAAACCAUGUCGAGAAAAGGAAAUCGAAUGGCCUGAGCUGAAGCCUUGCCUGUAUAAGCGUCGCUAAGACAGUGGUGUUGGACUUUUCGGGUUGUUGACAUUUGUGAACCUUCGGCGCACCUUCCUAUAGUGGGGGGACUUGCAUAUGAGUGACUUUUCCACCAGCAUUUCACCUUUAACUAUUGCUGCUAUUCAUGGAUGCAGACCAUCCAAUGGUGAGUUGUUCAUUGCAUCGUAUUGCAUCAAUCUAAUGAUCGUGGAGCUCAUUUGAAGGACCAUUGUUUUCAUCCACCAUUAAAGGAAUUUGCAAUACACAUUAGGAUAUAAAUUGAUGUUAAUACAGGCUUUUACAUUAUUUGGAUCCCAUACAAGUAUAAUCAGUCAAUAUCUUGUAACCUUAACAUUUAUCAUUAUUUUUUUGUUUAUAAUAACCUCUUCAACUUUCAGAAUUUUCACCAA
This is a messenger RNA of Macadamia integrifolia, 1510 nucleotides long. RefSeq names its product ribosomal RNA-processing protein 8-like. The record is from RefSeq and is a predicted model, not a curated record. Lineage: Eukaryota; Viridiplantae; Streptophyta; Magnoliopsida; Proteales; Proteaceae. Gene Ontology annotation, cellular component: nucleolus. Gene Ontology annotation, molecular function: methyltransferase activity. Bases 195 to 1118 code for a protein of 307 amino acids. The transcript has 9 exons.